Messenger RNA from Aspergillus calidoustus, 4926 nucleotides. NCBI's taxonomy places the organism in Eukaryota, Fungi, Ascomycota, Eurotiomycetes, Eurotiales, Aspergillaceae. The record is from the annotation of a GenBank genome assembly.
AUGGGACCUAGUGCGGCUGGUUUAGACGACCGUCCGAAGAAGUCGGAUGAAGCGCAACCAGGUUCCUCCCCCCCUGCUCUGACUAGCAAGGAAUCCAAGUCCAAUGCGCCUACCAGACCCGCAUACGUCACGUCGACUCUACGACGCGCCCACACCGUUGCACAAGGAAAAAACAUCGCGAAAAAGACAAACAUUGGGUCGAGAGCGGCCGGAGAAAAGCCGGCUGUGCCAUUAAUACGUACCAAGGACAGCCAUGAACUGCUGCGAAGGCGGUCGCUCAAACACCUCGAUUCUCAGAAGAUUCCGCGUGAGACAUUUGCGGGACUGAGGGAAUCGAGUCACUUCACGGUUGGAAAUGUAGGCCAGAACGGCAAAAUAUUUCUCAGACCCGUUCAAAAUCAGUCUCUCAAAGGAUCUCGUCGUAUACCAGUCUCUUCUCCGACUAGCGAAUCGAAGCCAGACUUCUUACAGCCGCAAGGGCAGGGUGGUAGCUAUGGCAAGGACGAUCCGUCACGGUGGUCAAAUUCACAACUAUCAGAGUUACGGUUUGAAGGAGGAGGAGAUAAUGGAGACACUUCAUCGAUAAUCUCGGAUUUGUCGCGGUCUGGCGCACACCAACAAGCCCGCCAACAUACCCUGCAGAGAUCCCAUUCCUUUUCCACCAUCUCAGAACAGCGAUCGGUGUCUCGCGCUGAAGGAGGUACGGAAUUUCGAGUCAUCAUUGACCGACCAGAUGACAGGCCCAGGUCAGCGGAUGGAGCUUCCCUUCGACACCUAGAGGUGGCUAUCCCUGAUUAUCACUUGGGUAUCACACGGUACAAUACAUCGACCAACGUUCUACAGAACUCGACGCAAUCGAUGGAAGUAUGGAACUCUAGCACUGCUCGCAACACAUACUUACAUGACCGAGCUGGCCCUUCGUUUGCCCCCUCAAUCUUUUCGGGCGUGUCCGCCAUGGACUUGACCCGGAGUGCUGUUGUUAGUCCUGACCCGAUCGCGUAUGAUCCUGGAGACUCCAUCAAGCCUUCAAUCUUUGAAACACUUGUGACGGUGAUGGAUGACGAGUCCGUAGUUCGCUACGUUUCAGGCACUAAGAACAUCAGUGCUGCAACACCUGCGCGUAUUGUUGCACAGAUAUCUUCAGAGUCUUUCAUGGACUACGAGCUUGUGUCGGAUUUCUUCCUCACCUUCCGGCCUUAUCUUACCACUGGAUCGCUGCUCUCGCUCCUCCUUGCUCGCCUACAAUGGGCGAUAAACCGUCUACAGGAAGAUGGGAGAAUCAUUAGGAUACGCACAUUCGCUGCGCUGCGCCAUUGGAUUCUGAAUUACUUUGUUGACGAUUUCGUCCCUGACUUCAAACUACGAGCUCAUUUCUGUGAGACAAUAAAUCGUCUAUACGACAGUGUGAAGGCACGCCACGGUGGUGGAAUGAGUGAUUUGAAGAUCCUCAUUGAUCUCAAGCGAUGCUGGCAUGGAAAGUGCUCUGCCUAUUGGGAUAUACCAGACCAUCACAUCCCAUACAACAGUCCCGAUCGACCCAUUGAUCCUGGCGGCGAUGAGCCGGCCCUGGGAGACGAUUUGCAAAAUGUUGUGCCAACGCACAGCACUCAGAUUCCUGGUGUAAUGGAAGCUAGGAAGCCUGCACUGGCAAUACACCAUGAGCGGAAUGAUUCAACUGCUACAGCAAAGAGCAUGCCCGCGUCGGCCGGCAGUGAUUGGAGUGCUCCUGCAAUAUCUUGCUCACUGCCUCCCAAAUCUCCCAAACGCCAUUCAAUGCCAUUUUCUCCAAAUAAAGCACCACACCCAGUACCUGUUAUCCCAAGACAAUUCGGAUCGAAUCCUGCCUCCCCUAUGUCACCAAUCAGCUCGAGGCGCCUUCCCUGCUACAGCCAUGCACACAAGCGUAGUGGCAGUUUUUCGGAUUCAUUUCGGGAUGAUAGGGCGCCUAUUUCGUUACCACAUUUUGACGCUAAAAGCUCAUUCUCCUCCCACGAGCCAUGCUACCUUGGUAACUUGAUACGUGGCGAGUUAUAUCCUCCAGUAGAGUCUUAUACGAUUAUGAUGGCACCGCCCUCCCCACCUCUUCCAACUGUACCUUUCGGCAUGCGGGUUGACCGUCGGAACACAACAAACAGUGCCCCCUCAAAGCCUACCACUUCUGGUUCGGGUGUGAAGACCAUUAUCGGAUCUAUCCGUCGAGCUUUGCAUAGCAAGCCUCCGGCGCACAAUGUCUCCUCACGCGAUGUGAAUGGACCACUAACGAGAGGGAAGAUUUCCGCAAUGCCAAACAACGUUGCGUUCGGGUCUGAUCUCUAUAAAGAGAAGAAGACUGCUACUCCAAUCAAGAAGCCAACCAGACUUGACUUUCUUUGCGAGGAAGCUCUGCGACAAUAUCGUCAGGUUUCAGGCGAGAUUGUUGAAUCACCAGGCGAAACCCAGGAAGUUGAACUGGGGCAGAUCCCUGUCCUAGCGCCGCAGUCUUUUCUUAUGCCCCGAGACGACAGAGCGCAGCGUCCCCUGACGGGUGUCAGUGAAUCUAUAGUCAUUGUGGAUGACACAGGCGUAGGCAUGCCUGUCAUGACCGGAGGCGUUGGAAUACCGUCUGCGGGGCUGGAACAGCCUCCAGGGUUCCUUGCUGGUGAAAACUCUCCUGCAACACCUAGAGCACACACGUUUCUUGCCUCAUCCAAAGGCUCUACUCUUGAUGCGGAUGAAUAUUCUUUGCCGAUAUUCUACGACGAAACUAGCAUAAGACAGUCCCGAGGAACUUCGGCCGUUCAUGGUGCAGCUGCAACACGGAGAUCUUUAUCUAUCGAGAAAGGUUCGUCUUUCUGGAGGAAACCCGCGCGAUCAAGCCGUCUUCGGAAAUAUGCUUCAUUUCAAAGCGGAUUCUCGAGGCAUCGCCCUACCCUUGAUAGUGACUCUGGGAUUUCAACAGCUGGAUCAAGCAUCCUCGAUCUUGCAGAUAAGCCGGCUGGGCCUACUCUACGGAGGCGGCCUGGGGGUGAUUUACGUCGGAUGCGUAAUGGCGUUGGUACUCAGUCACAACCAGAUUCAGCCUCGAUUUGGUCUGACGUAACUUAUCAAAGCUCGAUCGCGGAUAGCACCGCGAACACCAUUGACCAUGCUGUGUCGAGGCCGCAAACUAGCCUUGUUCCACCGAAGCCUCGUUUCUCUCUGUUGAAGACACACUCGUCUCAGCUCAUCCGGCGGUCUUUCGAGUCCGCACUUGCACGCUUUGCCCAGAUUCCUGAUGAUGAGGACGGGGGAAUCGAGUCGACACUAUUGAAGCUGGAAGGCAAAUGGAAGGGACAAUCAAAUGAUGGACCUGGCAGUGUGGCCGCUGGUUCUAGCCAGCCUCAAGAACGGCCUCAUAUCUUGGCAAGUGCACGUGAAGUAGCAAUUGCCCCUCGCGACUAUUACCCACGUUCUAGUGCAUCCACAAACGAUCACACGAGACUGGGUGCCAGCCUGACGUAUUCGCAAGUCCAAACACGGAUUAUUACUACCGGUCCAUACUCAGACUCGGUCGCAGACUCGGAAGACUCCUACAGUUCUAUACCGCUCCUUGAGCGAGGGCUCAGUGAUGAAUCAAUGAAAAAGCCUGUGACGGACCAGAUACCUGGUGUUGUCACUGAACCACCCGAGAGCUCCGUCAAUACAGAAGCGUCGGAUGUUGGAUCAUCACACCCAUCUAUCGACUUGGUCAAGAAAACAGAGAGUAUGCAACGCAUUCCGCGAGGAUCGACUCUUCCUGUGCCUAAGCCCAUGGGCAUCAAAGUUCGGACAUCACGCCUAUCCGGGUUAUCUUCCGAGCUUUCUGUUGACGUUAUCGACGCGAAUGAAGCGCGGUUAUCGUUUGAUACACGGAGUCUGGACGAGUCGUCCAUCGGAAUUCCUCCGCAUCCUCUUGCCCAUCCCCCUUCGCCUCCGAUGACCAUCCAGAAUACUCGUUCCGUUAAUUCAUAUAGAGCUUCCCUGAUUCCCAAUCCCGCUUGGGCGCAGCCUUUGACGCCCGACCCGUCACCAAUCAACAAGGCCGUGAAGCGGGCUAAUAUACCCUCACUUGAUAUGCAACAUGUGUCCGGUGAUAUUCUCUGCCGCUCGGAAGCGGAACACCCACCUGCAGCGCUCGCAACAGGGCCCGGUCACAAUCAUGUACCGUUCAUACUUUCUUGUGAAUCGCAUAUUCUGGCUCAACAGUUUACCUUGGUCGAGAUGGCUGCUCUGGGUGAGGUGGACUGGAGGGACCUUGUUGACAUGAAGUGGAAUAGCGGACCCCCAUUCACUACAAGUUGGGUGCAGUUCCUCAUGGAUGAGGAACGCCGCGGCAUUGACUUAGUAGUGGGCCGUUUCAAUCUGAUGGUCAAGUGGGUUUUGUCAGAAAUCGUUCUGACACUGGAUAUUAAUGAACGAGCGCGCACAAUCGUCAAACUCAUCCAUACGGCGGCUCAUGCACGGAGAAUCUGCAAUUAUGCGACCAUGCUGCAAAUCGCUAUUGCGCUGACCUCUACCGACUGCUCUCGGCUGCAGAGCACAUGGGACCUUGUGUCGGCGGAGGACAGACGUAUGCUAAAGGAUAUGGAGCUGCUCAUUCAGCCCGUCCGCAACUUUCAUGAUCUUCGCGUUGAAAUGGAGACUGCAAACGUGCAGGAAGGCAGCAUUCCGUUUGUUGGACUCUAUAUUCACGACCUCACGUAUAACGCGCAGAAACCAGCGCAGGUAGCGGCCACGAGAGAGGGGGAACCCCUAAUUAACUUCGAACGCUACCGGACAACAGCCAGGAUCGUCAAAAGCCUCCUCCGACUGAUCGAUGCGAGCACCAAGUACAACAUCGAACCGGUCCCUGGUAUCAUCGAACGCGUUCUGUGGAUCGCGUCGCUCUCAGAAGAGCAGAUACAAAUCCGCAGCAAGCUGUUAGUAUAA